CCGGGACUGCUGUACUCCAUGCAUGUAAGUGUGAACGCAGUGGCUCGAUCGUCGAAUGCAUACUCAGCAUUUCACUAUUAUAUAAAACGCCUGGAGACUAGGGCAUACCAGCACCUGAUACUCCCUAUGAAUAAUCCUAUCAUUAUCUUUUCAUCCUCAUAUAAUCCAAUAAUUACAGAAUCCAUAUCAAUCAACCAAUAAGCUUACAAAUUCUCAUCAUGUCCAACCGCAGCAACAAUAAUCACAGGGAAUACUACAUACCAAUCCCCCUAUUACGAAGAUUCAUUUGCUGGACCUCCCUGCAACUUCAAGCCAUUCUCGCGGCUCAUCUCGACCGAUUAGACGCACAACACGACCAAAGACGCGGUGGCGAACGCGACGAACGCGACGAACGCGGCCAAGGAGAUCGCGAAGAGCCGGAUAUGGAGGACAUCGUGAUGGGUGGCACUUCUCCAGAUAUGGAAGACGUCGUGAUGGGCGGCACUUCUCCAGACAUGGAGGACAUUGUCAUGGGCGGCACUUCUCCAGAUUGAGUGACUCCGUUUAGGCGGCCGUUGUUACAGCUUCAGUAGCUCUACGGUGG
Trichoderma asperellum CBS 433.97 is the source of this 583-nucleotide messenger RNA. RefSeq lists its product as uncharacterized. The record is from RefSeq and is a predicted model, not a curated record. NCBI's taxonomy places the organism in Eukaryota, Fungi, Ascomycota, Sordariomycetes, Hypocreales, Hypocreaceae.